This is a messenger RNA of Guyanagaster necrorhizus, 1359 nucleotides long. RefSeq names its product Nucleotidylyl transferase. Gene Ontology annotation, cellular component: nucleus; cytoplasm. NCBI's taxonomy places the organism in Eukaryota, Fungi, Basidiomycota, Agaricomycetes, Agaricales, Physalacriaceae. Gene Ontology annotation, molecular function: ATP hydrolysis activity; nicotinamide-nucleotide adenylyltransferase activity; protein dimerization activity. The transcript is spliced from 4 exons. The record is from RefSeq and is a predicted model, not a curated record. Bases 1 to 1359 code for a protein of 452 amino acids.
AUGACCCUCCUUCCCAAACUGCGUCACGGCGCCAAGGUGCUCAUCCUCGACUCGUCCUUUAAUCCACCGACACUUGCCCACCUCGCUCUCGCCCGUUGCGGCAAUGACUACGACGCCCGUAUCCUCAUGCUCUCCACCACCAAUGCGGACAAGAAGAUUGCGCCUGGGGACGCCAGUCUUGCACAGCGUCAAAGCAUGAUGGGGCGCCUGGGGUUCCAUAUUGCGGUCAUCGAUGAGGCGACAUUUGUAGGCAAGGCACGGAGGCUACAUGCAGAGAUGCCGAGCGGGACGUGGGAUUUCGUGAUGGGGUGGGACACGGUGGAGAGGGUGUUUGCAGAGAGGUACUAUACGGGGAAGGAUAUGAUUGCUGAACUGAAAGGAUUCUUCUUCGAGAGUCGUGCGAGGAUCGUGUAUGCGCCGAGGGCGGGAGCUGGUGGGAUUGACGUCUGGAGGGCGGUGGAAGGGGUCGGGGCGAGAGAAAAGAUGGUGCAGGCGGCCAUCUUGGACGAGUUUGUGGCGUACAGUUCGACUGGGGUGAGGAAUGCUAUAAAGUCUGGUGAUGUGACAUGGCGGGACAAGGUGCCGGCAGUUAUUGCAGAGUAUAUAGACAAGGAGGUACUCUUUGGGGGGAUCGAAAUACCUCUCCAGUGUCUGCGGGUUAUUCACGUGACUAAUGACUACCCAGAAGGGCCGAGUAAACACUAUGCGCCCGCCAGCGACUUUUAUGCGCUGCUCCCUCCGCAACGCAAGGAUGCUCUCACAAAGGCUACACGCGAUCUCAUGGCUCUAGAGCCCCCUCCUUCCCCUUCAAAUCAUUCACUCAACCAGCCUCCUCAACCACCACCACCAAAACGAUUUAGACCUACCCCACCCCCCCUUGUAGCUGCAAAAUCAACCCUCCUUAGCCCAUCCCAGAAAAAGGCAAACCAUAUCCAGAGCGAGCAAAAGCGGCGGGCCAACAUUCGCCGUGGCUACGAGGCACUCUGCCAAACCGUCCCUGCUCUGCGCGAGGCCAUCAGACAAGAGCAGGCCACCAUGUCAAACGACUCCAGAGGUGAGGUGAAGCGUCGACGUCGGGGCAGACAGGGGGGGAGCGGUGGGGAAGUGAGCGCCGACGGACGAGCAGGUCCUCGGAGUGAGAACGUCGUUUUAUGCAAGACCAUCGAGUACAUCCAUGCCCUCGCCGCUGAGCGUGAGGCCCUUCUUGCUCGCCUUCAUUAUGCCAAUUCUCGCCUCCCGACGCCGUUACCACCGCCGCCCAAUGCGCUUUGGGAACGGACAUGGACAGAUGGCGAUUCCCGAGAUGACGACGAGUCUGAUGAGUAUGCAUAUGGCCCUUUGUCCUCGUCUCCCUGCUGA